Scatophagus argus is the source of this 6128-nucleotide messenger RNA. RefSeq names its product sterile alpha motif domain-containing protein 9-like. Gene Ontology annotation, molecular function: protein binding. NCBI's taxonomy places the organism in Eukaryota, Metazoa, Chordata, Actinopteri, Scatophagidae. The transcript is spliced from 4 exons. Bases 211 to 4881 code for a protein of 1556 amino acids. The record is from RefSeq and is a predicted model, not a curated record. Gene Ontology annotation, cellular component: cytoplasm.
UCUGAGGUUGCAACAGGAAGUGAUGUGGCGUGACGGGGAUGGACUUCCGCGUCACAGUGAGGUGCAGGCAGUCCGUCAGAUGAAGACAAGUUUAACUGCAGGGUGUGGCGUCGAUCUCCACAAACCCUCAGGUGAAUAUGUGACGGGCGGUUGUUUGUCUCCUCGUGUCCCAGCAGAGAAGCUCAAAUCAGACACGUCAGAAGUUGAUAGAUGAGACGCUCAGUAGCAAAGACACAACGUCCUACUGAAACAUGGACCAAGGAGGAUGUCCACAGGUGGCUGAUGACGGAGGUUAAAGUUCAUGAAACCUAUGCUGACAAAUUCUGUGAAGAGGAAGUGUCAGGAGACAUUUUGCUUGACUUUGGGAAGACAGACAUAUUGGAUUUGGGAAUAAAACACGGUCCUGCGGUCAAAAUCACAUCUUACAUAGAGCGUCUAAAAGUAGGACAACAGCAAGAAUCGCAGUUCCCUGCAUAUGUGGAGAGUUGGACAAAGGAGCAAGUCAACCAGUGGUUAGUGCAGCAUGUGAACUUAUACAGCAAAUAUGCAGAACGCAUCAAAGUGGAGGAUGUGUCUGGAGAUUGCCUUGUUUGCUUCAGGAAGCAGGAUUUUCUGGACCUGGAGGUGAAAAGUGGUCCUGCUGCAAAGAUCCUGGCAGAACUUCGUAAAUUAAACAAGACACCAGAGCCAAUACUGCAACCCAUCCUUCACACCAGCGCAGGCCAAAAAGAAGCUCCAAAACCUGAUCAGCCAGAACUGAGUCUGGCUCAGGCCACAGCAACCAAACAACAAGAGUCAUAUGACGAAACUGAAUCAAAAACAGGCAGCGUGGUAGAAAACAAACCUGAAAAGACCGAUCCAUUCAAGAAAGCUUCAGGGAAGGACGAAAUCCAGCAGCCAAAGCCACAGAACUUAGGAACGAGGAGCAGAGAAACUGCAGAGACCGCAGUUUUUCCAGAGAAUCCCAAGAUUAUUGUCUUGAUCCAAGAGACCCUAGCACAUCUGAAAAAAGAGGACCUAAAAAAAUUUCAUUUCCACUUAAAAAAUUACACUAAAUCCAAGCAUAGACCUAUUCCUGGGGGCAGUCUGGAAGACAAGGACACCAUGGACACCACUAAGUUAAUGACUGACCACUAUGGAAGCAAGGAGGCUUUACGAGUCACAAAAGACCUUCUAGAAAGUAUCAAUCAGCGCGAUCUUGUUUGUCAACUGGAAAACUACUUGGAUCAACCGGAGCAGCAGACUCCUUCAAACGCAGUUUUGAAGAAAGAAGCUAACCAGGGUGACAAGCUAAAGAAUUUGUUAACUUGCGGUGGGAACGCACUGGACAACUAUGACAGAUUUGUUGUUGUUGUAAACAAGAGCAGCCCAGAACAAGUGCAGUAUCUCCAGUUUUUGAGUAAGCUUAAACUGUUUUGUGUGCUAGACUUUGACCCCAACUCAGCUAGUCCAGGUGGACUGUGUUAUUCAUACAGAGAUUCAAGGGUGGCAAAUCUGCACACACCAUCACAAUAUCAAGGCCAGACAGACUCAGUGAUAAAGAAGCUUAACCUUUACAAGCAGGUGAGCUGGGUCUUCUGCAAUGGCAGACAUGAUCUUGACAAUGACUCAAACAAGGAAUUAGAUUAUAGGAACUGGCUUAGGAAAUCUUGCAAAGAUGUAGAGCAGUUGGUUUCAUUCAUUUGCAACCCAGAAGUUCUUCCCCUUGGAAGAAGUCUCAUCAUAUUCCUCCUACUUAGGCCUGUGACCACAGAGAAAGACCCAGUCUUGGACACCUACAAGUCUUUCAUAAAACACACUGAAGAGGAAAGCAUCAUCACCAUUUGUGAAUCGCAAAAUACAUAUUUCAAAUGGAGGAAACUUGUACAAGAAAAGUGUGAUUAUGACAUUGACCAUCUCUCUAUAAAUGAACUAACCCUAAGUGAGAUCAAUGGCACGAUAAUGGCACUGGGGCCAUCCAGUCAGUCAUCUGUAAGGUUGCUUCCCUCCUCUGGUUCCAGCUUUGUUGUCCUGAAACAGAAGGAUGAAGAUUUCAUGACUGCUCUGGAAAUUUUGUGUCGGAAUCAGUGUGAGAACAUUUAUGAUGAAAACAGUCCAGAGUUUCAUGACUUCAGAAUCAAAGUUGAGGAGGAAUUCUACAGAGGAGGCAAAGUAAAAUGGUGGAACUUCUACUUCUGUGACAAAGACAAAGAGAAACCCUUCGUCAAGCGGGACAAGUAUGAAAAUGUGAGGAGCAUGAUUAGGGCUCAGUUGAAGGAUUCAAAAAACAUGUGUGAUCUGCUCACUCUGUUCCACCAUCCAGGCUGUGGUGGCACCACCUUAGCAAUGCAUGUGAUGUGGGAUCUCCGUAAAGAGUUCAGAUGUGCUGUGCUGAAAGACAACACUCUGCCAAACGCAGAAGUUGCCUUCCAGGUCAGAAGGCUCAUGAAGCUUGAGAGUGACAAACCGUCUCCAGUUUUGCUGUUAGUCGAUGAUUCAAAAGAAACCGAAAAUCCUCGUGAACUUGUGAACUGCAUACACAAAGCUGCAGUCGAGGAUGGUUUAAACAUACAUGUGGACGAGACCCAAAACUGCAAAGUCAUCAUACUUAACUGUGUUCGUUCUCAUAGCCCCAAGGAGCAAUACAGAAAGCACAGUCACAUGCAAAGUCAGUACAUAACUGCUUCAUUAACACAAGAAGAAAAGAAGGAGUUUGAAAAGAAACUUAAAGAGCUCCAAGAAACUCAUGAAAAACCUGAAAACUUUUACAGCUUCAUGAUCAUGAAGAGCAAUUUUGACAAAAAAUACAUAAGUGAUCUUGCUCAUAACACACUGGAGAACUUUGAUUUCAGCUUAAAGAAGGACCAGCUGUUUGCUUUUCUAGCUUUACUUAACACCUAUGUGGCCGAGUCUGAGAUCUCGCUCUCACUCUGUGAAGACUUUCUGGGCAUGAAAAUGAUUCGCUUUCAAGAGGACAAUAUAAUGGACAGGAUGAAGCCAUUUUCAUACCUUCUUAUCAUAGACACAGUUGAAUGGGGAUGCAAAGGAAUCCGAAUCCUUCAUCACUCCAUAGCAUCUGCGUGUCUGGAAGAGCUGGAGAAAAGUUGCUGUUUAAAAGUAAGUGAUAUCACUAUGGCAAUUCUUUUCUGUGAUCUGUUCUUCAGUGCUGGAGUUGUCAAAGACCGAUUCAUGCUUUCAGUUAAACGAAUGUUGAUUGAAAGGCAGCGCAGGAAAGACGGAGAUGAGAGAGAACCAUUUUCUCCUCUCAUAGACAAAAUCCACAGCCAGCAACAGAGACAAGCUGUCCAAGAAAUCUUUGUGAAGGCAUCAUUCAGGUUUGUGACAAGUGCAUCUAUUCCUCAGGCCCUGGCGAGAUAUUUGUACAUCAAAGAGUGUGACUUCCCAGAGGCUCUCAAAUGGGCCGAGAAGGCCAAGAAGAUAAAAGAAAACCCUUACAUGUUUGACACAGUUGGGCAGAUUCACAAGAGCAAUUUAAAAACUAACAUCUGCAAAGAAAAGCAAGAGACGUCACACAAUCCAGAAGACUUAAACACAAAUAUAAAAUUAGCAGCUAAUGCUAUUGCAGCAUUCAAAAAGGCUCAACACCUGGCAGCUACACAGGUUGAGCCCGAGGAGGAAGUUGCUGAUGUUGAGUCGGACGACUAUCCCAGAAAGUCAUACAGCAUCUAUGGCUAUGUGGGCAUGUUGGAAAUUGCUUUCCUGGUUUUUGACAUAUUGAGCAGAUUGCCAUUCUUUGAGGAAAGUGAUCCAAUGAAGAAGAAGUAUUUGCAGAAUUUUCUGCAAAACACAAUCCCAAUCCACAGUGUGUAUAAGGAGGACAACGAGAUCAACAACAGAUACGUAGAGAUCAUCAAAGAACACGAACAGUUUCUCCUCGGUUUGAAAACUGAAGUAAAAGAAACUUUUGAACUUCUUAACUGUUACUUCAUGUAUAUAAAAGCGCACAAUUCAGAAUUUGAAUCAAAGAAUCGUGAAACUGUCUGUGAUCUUUUUAAAGACUAUGUAAACCUUUUUUGCACUGCACCAGAGGAAAUGAAAAAAGAACGACAAAACAAUCCUAAUCUCAAUCUGAAAAUCGAUAUUAAAGAACGAAGACUGUUCCUUGAGAAGAACCAAGCAGAUACGUUUGCAGGAAUUCUUCAAUAUUUGGACAGACCUGCUAAAGAAAUUGAAAGUAUCACAGAUUGCUAUGCAUUCCUGCAACAGCAACAACAAUUCAUCAACAAGAAACAAAAAACAAAAGAAACCAUCAAUUACAUUUUGUCAAACGUAAUUCUUUACACUUUAAAACCAAAAUCUAAGAAUGUAAAGAGUCACAGCGACCUCUCUGAUCUACUUCUGAAAACUCUGCAAGAUGUCGGACUUGGGUAUCCCUUCCCAGAUCCAUACUACCUGGCUCUGCUGUUAUUCUGGCCAAGUCCUACUCAGGAAAAUGCAGAAAUCAUGGCAUACGUGAGAGCAAUUCGAAACUCAUCUUACAAGCAGCUGACUCCUCUGUUUCCAAAGAGGAGCACUGUUGCCCACCUUUACCUGGGGAAAGAAGAGGGGCUCAAGAGGCUUGUCUCUAAACCACAACUAGAUAGGAAUUUUAAAAAUUUUAAAAAUUUAAAAAAAAUAAAAAAAAUUCAGCGUGAAACUCUAGCACAACUUUGGCGGAAUGGAGAUAUAUUUAAAGAGAAAGCAAUUACCGACUGCCUUCAUCGAGUCAGUGGUACCAUUGAGCAAGGAGAGGUGUUUGCCAGUUAUGGAAAAAUUAAAAUCCCUGUGCGUUCAGCUCUCAUUGAUGGCGUAAGAAGCGGUUGCAGCACAGAAAAGGUUUCUUUCUACCUUGGUUUUGCUAUUAAAGGACCCCUUGCUUACGAUAUCCAGUAUGAAAACUAGGGUAGAUAAUCAAUCUGAGACAUGAACUGUACAAUGAGGAAAGAAAGCUAAGACAGCCAGUCAGAAUCCUUUUCACGUUAUUUUGUUUCUAAAUAUUUUUUAUCUAUUUUCUUACAGUUUUUUGGUUGUUGUCCAACGCACACAUGGCACAUUUACCGGACUGUGGCCUAUUGGUUUAUCUGCAACUGCAAAUAUCAUAAUGCAGUAAAGGCAGCACAAGUACUGUGACAUGAGCUGCAAAAUCUGAAACAUGCUGUGAUGGAAUUUCACACAGAAAAAUACAAGCAAUGAGAACUAAAGCAAACUGCAGGGUUAAAAGCUGUAUAUGUGUACCUGUUUAUAUAUCUUAUAAAUAUUGUUAUUCACCAUGUUGUUUACUGUCUGUUGCAGAGUCACAAAACUCUCAUAUCUAAUUAUCUGCAAGUACAAAUAUCAUAAGUGAAAAUAAACUAAUGCUUAUAUUCUCAAAGACAAAAGAGAUCAAAAAGCUCCAAAACUCCCAAAUCUGAGCUGAGAUCAGUUAAUUGGUCAAUCAGUCAUUUUCUAUUUUUUUGUUUGACUUAACAUUUAACUUUAUGUAUAUAUGUUAUGCAUCAUUGUAAUACUGGUUAUUUGUAGUACAAAGUCAGGCCACAGAGUGUCAGUCUUUUCUGUGUCUACAGCUCUUUAACAAGUUCAAAAAACUAUUUUACAGAUUCUGGGUCAAUGUAACACGUAAAUAAAAUGUCCCAGUUAUUUUUAGUCAUUAUUUUAUUUAAUGUAAUCGGAUUAUCUAUUUUUCCAGUCUUCAUAGUUUCAGCCAUCUGAGGACUGGCUAAUAUUUACAACACUGACCUUCGACCUCCUAACUUUUGAGUUUAGGAAUCCUUUUCAUUCUGUCGUCUUGAUAAUGGAUUAGAGCUGUAACGUACCUACAGCUAAAAAAAUAAACUAUCCCCACGGACGAAACAAAUACAUAAAACUGUUGAUUGUGUGCCUCUUCCCUUCGCGGACUCACCUCCUCCUGUCCGAUCCCGUCUCUGCUCUGGAUCCCCCGCCGAUUAUCUGUUGGCUUUGUUUCCUGUACGACUCACUGGUUUCCUCGUCUGUUGGAGUUUCGCCUCAGACCACACACCUUUGCGCUCAGGUGUCGCCCAGGUCCUGUGUGGGGUGGCACCUCUCAGUGACUGUUUGCUUUGAAAGACUUUGAGUAUUCUUGUGCACAGUGGAUUUAUUUUGUACCUCAAUAAAGUUUUUUUUUAAUCUGA